AUGACAAAGCAGCAAUUUCUUCAUUUCUUUGCUCUAAAACCACCGGGUGCCAGAUUUUCCGUUUUUUUUCUUUCACAGGGGAUAGAAUUUUACCAAGAAGAAGCACAUCUUCAAAAAAUCAUGGCACGCAGCACGAGGCGUAGCAGCGGCGGUGGCCUAGUCACCCGGCGUCCAAAUGGAACGACGCUUUUCGUGCUGCUUCAAACGCUUGCGCAAUAUGACCUUUUCUUCCUCUUGGAAGACUCUACGACUCCUUUCACCGCCGCGGCGAAAAAGUUCUACUGUGUGGGCUCCAGCUGCUAUGGGCCGGAAGCAUCUGGUCCGAUCGAUGAAGAGGGCUUUUCGAAUUUGUUCACCGCGGACCGGGCAAGGAAGCCGAAGCAUAAGAGGGCAAAGAACUACCGUGCAUCACCCGUUGAAUUGUCGGCUCGGCAGCGGAAAGCAGAAAGAGUUAGCAAUGCCGAUGUUGACCUCCCGGCUGGUUUGCUGAACACGACGAGGACUCCUACCGGAUCCUUCGAAGAUACUGAGGAGGCGUCUACUUUCGCCCAGACCGAGAUGGAGAUGAGCCUGGACCUCGGACUAGAAAAACUCGACUUCCAACUCGAUCUCCAGCAAGAGGGGUGGCUCAUGGACAAAAUUCACACUCUUGGCAGCGGGGCGAAAAAGCACUACGAAGACGCGAAGAGUUGGGUGAGCCAGCAGGCUGGGAAGGGGAAAAAGGCAACGGAGAAAUACUUGCAGAAGUACCUGCAGGGGGCGGUGAACAUCACAAACGCGAUGACAUCGAGUUGGAACGGGUUCAAAACCUUUCUGCAGAUCAUUGCCGACGCAGACUGCCGGACGAAGCUGAGCACGCAGUUCGCCAGCAUGUUCGUCCUGAGUUUUUCCAACACGAAAAGGUACCCGCACUUCAGCAAGGUGAGGGACGCGGGGAAAACGGCGCUGAAGAAGCUGAACAAAUUGUUGAGUAAGUCCGGGUGGGGGUUGCGGAAGAUCCAGGAAAUUUUCACAACCGUGCUUUUCGACCCGCUGAAGCUAAUCGCCGGUGUGAUGCAGGACAUCGGCCGGUUGGCAUUGGAUUUCGGCAGCACGGCGAUAAAGAACGUGCAAACGCUGAUUGAGGCGUACCGGAAGGACGGAAACAAGGCGUGUAUUCAGACGGACGAAGAAGAGACCGUCGGUGAGGAUGCCGAGGACGAGAAAAAUGCGGCUGACAAGUCAUCCAAAAGCGGGUUUUUGGAACAGGGGAAGAAGAAAAAUUUUGAACUUGAACAUGUGCAGAGAAGUUCUGCAGCGAACACUGGAGUAGGGGCAGGUCGCGUAGCGGUGCAUAGCAGGUCUUACACCCCGACCGGAGACCUUUUUGGUUUCACGCCGUACCCAAAUGUGACGCGGUUUUAUGGUGCCGGUAAAACGCCCAACCCAUUUCUCGAAGUUAUUGGAACAUCAAAUAGUGCUGCGGCGCAGGAAACCUCUACAAGCGCCGUCUCUACUUCCGCGUUCCUGAAUCUGCAGUCUGAUGACGAAGCGGAUGCUGAAGAGGCUCGUGCAGAAGCCAAAAAAGCAAGGGUGAAGGCGAAAAGAGCGGAAAAAACAGCUGAUGAUGCGGAUCGAACAGCAGAAAAAGCCGAACAGAAAGUGACGAGAAGAAGGCAAAAAGACCAGGCGCAUGAGGCACGUGAGAAACUGGAUCGGGAACGCAGCGAGGCGCUACUGGAUAAUCCAGACGAGGCAAGAAGACUCGCGGAGGCAAAAGACAACGAACUGACCCCAGAACAGCGGAAGCAAGCUCAAGAGCAAUUCCCAGAAAAGAAGGUCUACACGAUGACGGAUGCGGGUGACGACCCGGCGGACACGUUUCGGAAAUGCAAGAAGUGCAUGCUGGCGGUCAGCUUGGUCCUGGAUCUCCUUCCCCGGGAGCUCCACGCCACCGUCGGGGCGAUGGUGCCGAUGGCCAUGCACAUGCUGUACCGGGUUUCCGGCGCGACCGUCGGGGCGGCGCUGAACUCAUUUCUCAAAGUCGGCCACGGAAUGUCGCCACCGACACUGACCGCGGCCUGGGCCUUGCGGUUUUUGAAUACGUCCAAGAGCAGCACCAUGCAUAUGAUGUUCGGGGGCCUGCGGCGGGCGACGGGAAUCGAAUUGCUGGAGGAAAGGGAGCAGAAGGACAUAUCGGACGUGACAACGGCUUUGACCUCCGACAAGGGGUUUAAGAAAGUUCUCGUCCACGCCGGGGUUCAGAUGCUGGAGCAGUCGCCGGUGUGCGCAAACGCAGCUGGCGAGGUUGAUGCUGGGGAAAAGACUAAAUCCUCAAAGGCGGACAAAGGAUCGUCCUCUUUUGCCACGUUGGCCGAAGGACAACAGGAGCGUCGCGUUCAGGUGGAAAAGCACAAGCAGGCGGAUUCUCCGGACGGUGAUGCAGAGGACGCUGAAGACGAAAAUGCGAAAGGUACGCACGAUGAUGACGCUCUUGCCCUCGAGAAUGACGAGGACGACGACAGCGACGGCGAUGAUGAAGCUGCUGCAGAUGAUGAUGCGAAAGUCAAAGACGCCGAAGACCCAGAACAAGAAGAGCAGGAGCGUGACGACGGUGCGGAGGAAAAAACAUCUGAGAAACCAACGACCUCAAAUCAAGACCACGACGGAUCUCUUACCCAAUACGAGGAUGACAAGGGCAACGUGCAAUUACAAGGCUAUUCGAGCUGCAAAGCCGCGGAGCUGUUCGGGAAAACGAUCACCGAGCAGUACGUGAAGGGGAAAAAUAAGGACUUGAGUGCGAAUGAGAUUUUGUCUAACGUCAUGCCGGUUUUCAACACGCAGGUCUUGGACGUUGUGGAGGGCGGGAAGGAGAAAGAAAACCAAAAAGUCGACAAGGCGUUGGAGGAUUUGGAGAAGGAGGUUGAAAAGGCCGAGAAUUUUGUCGGCGGGAAGGGGAAGGCGAGAACGACGAAGAGUCGAGGUGAUGAAGAACAACAUCACCGGAAGAAGAAGGGAGGUGCUGUUGCGGGGAAAACGAAGCAAAGUAAGAAGAAGUCGGGAUCCGGAUCGUCGGAAAAAGCAGAAGCCGAGGAAGGAGCGGGUAGGAGAAGGAGAAGGAGGUCUUCGAAGAAGAAGGAGAAAAGCCUGAAAACCACGCCGGCCACUUCCAGUGACGACCAGGGAAAGGAGGUGCGGCGGAAGGAAAAAGAAAGGAAAAGAGAAGGUUCCGAGUCGUCCUUGCUUCAGAGGAAAGCGAGUGCGGACGAAGGGCGGAAUGACGAAGAGCGGAAUGACGAAGACCGGAGCGAAGCAGGCAACCCAGACGGGCGGGACGGCGGUGCGGGCGAAGAGGGAAAUGACGAAAACCCGAGCGAACAGAGGAACCCGGACGACAGGAGGCAAGAGCGCGGCGCGGACGACAGGGUGCAAGGGCGGCGCGGACGGCAGGAGAGAGGACACAGGAGGCAGGAUGAUGAACAGGGGGACCCGGACGAUCACGAGGGCAGCGAUGAAAGAGGAGACAAUGGCACGGGCGGAGAGCAUCAUCAGGAAGACCAUGAUGGGGAGGAAAGAAGUCCGCCAGCGACGGUCGAAUGCGCUCCAUGAAAAACACGCUCUCACUUUUCAGUACCGGUGAUUCUUGCGUAGAGGUUUUGUGUCAUGUUUAGUUUGUACGUAAGGCGAAACGAAUGCGGGCUCGCGGCUUGAGGGUAUCCACUUAGAAGUGGAAGGAAGCAGGCGCAUACAUAAUUGCCAUACUUAACAUAAGAUCAGAAGCGUGACGGGUCGUGUUUUUCCUCGCAUACUGCUUGUAGUCAAGCGGAAGAACAACUCGAAAAAGGUAGUAAGAAGAACUGUAAAAAGUUGGAAGGGAGCAUCGAAAGCGAGGAGCAGAUCAACAAAGAGAAACUUCAAGAUGCAGAAAAGAAGCUUAAAGAUCUGACAGAACAGAUUGAAAAGGGCUUAGAAAUCGCAAAUCGUGCGGCCGCCUCAGUCUCUGUCGCGGGCUUCCGUUCGUUGCCUUCGUAGGUGCGAUGAUGUUUCUUUCGUAUAGAGAGAAUCGGGCUACCAUCCAUAACGGCAGGUCCAACGUAUGAUUUAUAUAAAAGUUUUUGCAUGUGCAACAGGAACAGCCUGGUUGCAGUGCCUGAGUCAGAGGCGGUCCGAGUUUUCAAAUUUCAUAGGAAGAGGCAGGAAAAAACGGUGAAAAGAAACAGAGAAACCUAGUUAAGGCUCACAAGGCUGCCAAGAAAGCUCUUAAGAAAGAAGUGGCCGCCAGAAAGAAAUUGCAAAAGAGUAUCAAAUUGCAAAUAAGCUUCCCACUCAAAAAACCCCAGGGCAGCACGACGUACAGUCGUGUCGCCAUCCCUUUCUCAGUGUCACCCUUGUGUGACGAAUGGUUUGAGUCCUGAAUAAGGUCGAGCACUUUGCCGCCCCAGUAUUUGCAUUAUAGCAUUGCACUUUUAGCGAAUUGGAAUAAGUAAAUGUGAAACUGCAGCAAGUACCGGCGGAAGGACCAUUUGUGGCUGCACGCGCCUUUUCGCUUUGGUGCCAUCCUCUGCAAAAUGCGUUUUGGUGCUGCAGCCGUCUGUGUCUCUACUGAGGCGCAGCAAAAUAUAAUGUUCAUGUUUACUUUUGUACCGUGGGAAGCUUUUGCUAGGAUACGAAAAUAUCACCAACUUCAGGAGAAAUUGGAGCAAGCUCUCGGACAGCAGGCAGACGAGAAAAGCGACCUAAAAGAAAAGAUAGAGAAGCUGACGAAGAAAAACGAGCAGCUCCAGCAGACACAGAAGGCGUUGGGUGCGGUUGCAGACGGCAGAGCGGA
Messenger RNA from Amoebophrya sp. A120, 4807 nucleotides. Lineage: Eukaryota; Dinophyceae; Syndiniales; Amoebophryaceae. The record is from the annotation of a GenBank genome assembly.